Molecule: messenger RNA, 3179 nt
Organism: Thunnus maccoyii (southern bluefin tuna)
Lineage: Eukaryota; Metazoa; Chordata; Actinopteri; Scombriformes; Scombridae
Exons: 2
Coding region: 835-1926 (363 amino acids)
Source: RefSeq, a predicted model, not a curated record
UGCAUGCUGGUAAAGAGAAAAAGUUUUUAAAAAUUGUUAAUUUGUUUUUUAAAGGAUUGUGAUGAAGAUAUGUGGUGAGUGGGACAUUUUUUGGUAUAAAAAUAAUCUUGUCAGUACUGUCUGGUGGACAAAGUAUGUAAUAGAGACUUAUAAACAUAUCUUUGACAUUUCUUAUCGGCCUACAGAUGCGCAAAUUGUGAAAUUUUGCAAAAAAUAUUGGUAUAUUGAUAUAUAAACUAGGCCAGUAUAUCCAUCAGGCUACAAAACAAAACUUUAAACAAAUUAUCUCACUUGUGGAGCUGAUCAGUUAUGUGCGACUGUUUAUUCAGACAGAAUGUGAAGCGAUGCAAUGCAAUUACAUACAAAGUCAAUGCCAAAAUGUGAGUAGACACAAAUUUGCUCGGGGCGGCAUGAAAUGACACAAGCAGACAUAAAUUUGUGUUCGCCAAGUUGAAAAUGUUUAAACUCUAGCUAAAAAUCUGCAUGUAUCACAGGGCUUAAUGAAUGUAUUUCAAAAACUUACAGAGAGGAGAGGGAAAAAGGGAGAGGAACUGGAGGGAAAUAACAGAAAGAACCAGAGUCUCUGCAUUUGUAGACAUUGGUGCCCUUUGGGUUGCCACCCCGAUGAGCACCGAUGACCUUUCGGCCACCGCUCUGAGCAGCAGCCUCCACAACUAAGGUCCUGAACAUGGCCCACCCAGAUUCCAUGUCCCCAACCUCCCCCAGGAGGCAGGAGAAACUUCUCCGGAGGAGGGAGUUGAAGACCUCACUGCUGAACUUGACUGGGGACAUUGUCGGAAGGAACACUUUGAGGAUCUCCUAAACCCCAUCGUCAUGCCCUUUGUGGAAGAGGCAGAGUUGGAUAACUUGGGGGACGCCUCACUUAUAUCCCUGGGAGAGGUCUCUGAGGUAGUCAAAAAGCUCCUCAGUAGCAAGGCGCUGGGUGUGGAUGGGAUUCACCCUAAGAUGCUGAAGGCUCUGGACAUUGUUGGGCUGUCAUGGCUGGCACGCCUCUUCAGUGUCACAUGGAGAUCAGGGACAGUGGCUGUGGACUGGCAGACUGGGGUAGUGGUUCUCAUUUUCAAGAAAGGGAACCAGGGGGAUCACACUACACAGCCUGCUGGGAAAAGCUUAUACCAGGGCGCUGGAGAGGAGGCUCCGGCUGAUUGUCAAACCUCAGAUUCAGGAGGAAAAAUGCGGAUUCUGUCCUGGCCGUGGACAGUGGACCAGCUCUUCACCCUUUCAAGGACACUUGAGUGGUCAUGGGAGUUCGCACAUCCAGUCUACAUGUGCUUUGUGGACUUGGCUUACGACCGUACCCCUUGGUGCACCUUGUGGGCCAUUUGGUCCUUGUAUAACCACAGUGAAAGCUGUGUCCGCAUUCUCAGCAGUGAGUCAAACUCGUUCUCAGUUGGUGUUGGGCUCCGCCAGAGUUGUCCCUUGUCAUCAAUUCCGUUUGUGAUUUUCAUGGACAAAAUCUCAAGGCGUGGGAGGGGAGUGUCCGGUUUGAGGACCUCAGGCUUUGCUUCUCUGCUUUCUGCAGAUGAUGUGGUUCUGUUGGCCUCAACACACUGUCACCUCCAGCAGGCAUUGGGAUGGUUUGCAGCCGAAUGUGAAGCGGUCGGGACGAGAGUCAGCACCCCCAAAUCUGAGGCCAUGGUGCUAAGCCUGAAAAAGGUGGACUGCUCCCUCUGGGUUGGGAGUGAGUUGCUGCUCCAAGUGAAGGAGUUCAAGUAUCUCUGGGUCUUGUUCAUGCGUGAGGGUAAGAUAGAGCAUGAAGAUGACAGGCAGAUCAGUGCAGCAUCAGCACUAAUGCAGGCGUUGUACUUUGCCAUUGUGGUGAAGAAAGAGCUGACCCAGAGGGCAAAACUGUUAAUUUACCUGUUGGUCUAUGUCCCAACCCUCACCUAUGCUCACGAGUUUUAGGUAGUGACUGAAAGAAUGAGACUGCAGAUAUAAGCGACCCAAAAGAGUUGUGACGGUGUCUGGGCUCAGCCUUAGAGAUAGGGCAAGGAGCUCAGACAUCCGGGGGAGCUCGGAGUAGUGCUGCUAAUUCUGUCGCAUCAAAAGAAAUCAGCUGAGGUGGUCUGGGCACCUGAUUAGGAUGUCUCCUGGACAUCUCCCUCUGGAGGUGUUCCAGGCACGUCCAACUGACAGGAGGCCCCAGGGCAGACCCAGAACACUCUGAAGGGACUACGUAUCUGGCCUGGGAACGCCUUGGGAUCCCCUAGGAGGAGGGCAUUACUGGUGUGAGGGAUGUGUGGGUUUCCUUACUCAGUCUGAUGCCACCGCAACCUGGUCCCGGAUUAGUGGUGGAAAAUAGAUGGAUGGAUCAUUAUGCCAGGUUUCCUCUUUUGAUGUACUGUAUGUAAGCAAGUUUGUAUAUAACAACACAUUUGACUGUCUUCUUUGACAAUGUUUUUCUUUGGUGCAGUCUGACAUCACUAUGAGAAAACUGCCUUCUUCAGAAGCAGAGGACACAUACAGCAGGAUAGUAAACAGAGACAAAGACAGGCUGAGUGGUGUGUAGUGCUCAGAGAGAAAAACAAGUGUGUAAGGAGGGAGAUGGUGGUGUAGCGAGGUGUGGGUGUUGCUCAUUAGUGGCCACGCUGCAGCAAUUAGGGGGAACUGGAGGAGCAUGCCAGUGCUUUGUAGCUAACAGAGGUGGAGUGGAUGGGGCGGCAGGGUUACUGGCCUAUUGUAGUGCAGCUUGUUGGGGGGGAGGCAGCCAGGCAUGGCAUGCUUUGGUCUGCUUCCAACUACAUGUGUGCAAAGGAGAGUGAUGUUAACUGCCUCAGAGUAUCCUCCCCUCCAUAUGUUAGCAUCAUUAUUGAAGUCAGGUUCAACCACUGAACACACUGACUGGACUUACUACCUUAUGGUAAAAAUAUUAACAUGAUAAUAAUGUAAUACAAAAAAAAGGCUCAAUAACAUCUAAAAAUACCCAAGUAAUCAUUUAACCACAUUGUGAAAUUAUUUCUUCAUGGCAUAAAAAGCUGUUUUAAUGAAUCAUUAAGCCUUUUGUGGAUUAUUUUUCUCCAAACACUAUAAUAUUCUGCCAGUGGUGUGAAAUAAAGCCUACUGCAGUUUUUUUAAUUUCCACUGGGGCAAACAUUCAAAGGAUAAGGCUUGCUUUAUGUUAGCAAAUCCAAAGCCUGAUAUUUCUUAUUCCUCUGUGC